AUGAAGGAACUCUCUGCUCAGCUUUUCUUUCUCUCUUUCUCUCGUGUCUGUUUCUUCUGGACUCUUCUGACCGGGUCUCGCGCUCAGGACGCGGCCGGUGAUGACGCGCUCCGCCGCGGGUUGACAUGGCAGCACAACGGGCAGGUGUUCAGCCUCCUGAGCCGCGGGGCUCAGUACCGACCGUCCAGCCGGAGGCAGACCGGCUCCCCGGGCCGCGGGGGCCCCGUGGUGGUCGUCAGCACCAGGAACGAAACGGGGGUCUCCUCCGCGGCGCAGCCCCGCAGCUCCCCGCGGGUCCCCGCAUCCAGCGGCACCGCGCAAUUACGCACGAUGCUGCGCCGGCGGCCGCAGCAGCAGCCGGCUGAUGGGGACGCUGCUCCGGGGAGACGGGAGGACAUGAUGGUGGGAGAUGACCCGUACAACCCGUACAAGGCCUCCAACUAUUACCCCUAUUACAACUACUACAACUCCUACUACAGACCCAGAGCCCGGGCCCACCAGCGGCACGGAUACGGAACCAGCUUCCACCAGCACGGUCUCCCUGAUCUGGUUCCUGACCCCUACUACAUCCAGGUCGGCACCUACGUGCAGAGGAUGCCCAUGUACAGCCUGCGCUGUGCUGCCGAGGAGAACUGCCUCGCCUCGUCCUCCAGAUCUGCUCAGGAUUACGACACCAGAGUUCUGUUGAGGUUCCCUCAGAGGGUGAAGAACCAGGGAACGUCCGACUUCCUGCCCAGUAAACCUCGAUACUCCUGGGAGUGGCACAGCUGUCACAAUCAUUUCCACAGCAUGGACGAGUUCAGUCUGUACGAGCUGCUGGACGCUGGGACCCAGACUCAGGUCGCUGAGGGCCACAAGGCCAGCUUCUGUCUGGAGGACACUUCCUGUGACCCCGGAUACUACCGCCGCUUCGCCUGCACCUCACACACUCAGGGUUUGAGUCCAGGCUGUUAUGACACCUACAACGCAGACAUCGACUGUCAGUGGAUCGACAUCACCGACGUCUCACCUGGAAAAUACAUCCUCAAGGUGACAGUGAAUCCCCAGCAGCAGGUUCCAGAGUCCAACUUCAACAACAACGUGGCUCGCUGUGACGUCCAGUUCACCGGCACCGCCGCACACGUGUCCGGCUGCACCGUGACGUCGUAA
This is a messenger RNA of Pleuronectes platessa (European plaice), 1149 nucleotides long. RefSeq names its product protein-lysine 6-oxidase-like. The coding region runs from base 1 to 1149 and encodes 382 amino acids. The transcript is spliced from 6 exons. Gene Ontology annotation, molecular function: protein-lysine 6-oxidase activity; copper ion binding. Gene Ontology annotation, biological process: peptidyl-lysine oxidation. The record is from RefSeq and is a predicted model, not a curated record. Lineage: Eukaryota; Metazoa; Chordata; Actinopteri; Pleuronectiformes; Pleuronectidae.